Copidosoma floridanum is the source of this 2971-nucleotide messenger RNA. It is a transcript of the gene Pgant35A, whose product is annotated as polypeptide N-acetylgalactosaminyltransferase 35A. Gene Ontology annotation, cellular component: Golgi apparatus. Gene Ontology annotation, biological process: regulation of Notch signaling pathway; protein O-linked glycosylation. The record is from RefSeq and is a predicted model, not a curated record. Lineage: Eukaryota; Metazoa; Arthropoda; Insecta; Hymenoptera; Encyrtidae. Gene Ontology annotation, molecular function: Notch binding; polypeptide N-acetylgalactosaminyltransferase activity.
UUCUCUCUCACGGCUCUUCUCUCCCUCUCCAGCUCAUCAGCCGCGCUUCUCGCGCUGCAACAACAACAAUAACAAAACAAACGUAAAAAGAAGAGCACCACAGCACAUGUAGCUCAUAUUUUUGUUUGUAAUGUUUGUAUGUUGAAGUUACCUCUUACAUUUGGGGGGAUAGAAUUUUAAUACGAAUAAAGUGAAUUAUAAUAUAUGUUUAUCCACGACAUGCUACGCAGCUAAAAUGAUAUCAACAAGAUUCGCUUCCUUUUUCUACGGGAUCGUCAUAGCGUCCAUCACCUGGGGCUUCAGUUUAUACCUUUACUCAAGGCUCUCAAGAAACGACAAUGCCAUCAUCAAUCCAACGAUGUUUGAAUCCCAUGAGCCAGACUUGUUCAAAGAGUCUAUCUUUGAUCGUCCCAACAAACAGAGGCUCGAAUCCAGCAAUUCUAUCCACAAUAUUUACAAGGACGUAAUGGGUAACGAUCUCUAUGAUAAAAAAUCGAAAUACACAAACAGUGAAAAGUUGUUGCAGCAACUCAAGCCUGUGCCGAUUAAGCUAGCUGUGACGUUGGGAAACGGUCUCGAUGAAUUGGGGAUGGUAAAAAACCUCGACGAGCAGAACAAAAGGGACCAGGGCUAUAAGAAGUAUGCGUUCAACGUACUUGUCUCCGACAAUCUCGGCUUGCAAAGAGAGAUUCCCGACACUAGACACAAACUGUGCCGAAAUCUGACUUACGAAAAUAAUCUCCCGAGCGCUAGUAUUGUGAUAUGCUUUUACAACGAGCACUACGGUACUCUGUUGAGAUCCUUAUAUUCAAUUAUGAACAGAACUCCGGAAAAUUUGUUGCACGAAAUCAUCCUGGUCAAUGAUUACAGUGACGAUGAUAGCCUGCACGAAAGAGUAAAAGAAUUUGCAGGUGAACACGCUAAGAUCAGGUAUUACAAGACAGAUGAGAGGGAGGGUCUGAUCAGAGCGAGAAUAUUUGGCGCUAGAAGAGCCACCGGAGACGUUUUAGUUUUUCUAGACAGUCACAUCGAAGUCAACAAAGUUUGGAUCGAGCCUCUACUGUCUAGGAUAACUCAAUCAAAAACAAUCGUGCCAAUGCCCGUGAUUGACAUUAUCAAUGCCGAUACCUUCCAGUACACUCCAAGCCCAUUAGUUAGAGGUGGUUUCAACUGGGGCUUACACUUCAAGUGGGAUAGCUUGCCAAUCAAUACACUCAAUACCAAUGAAGAUUUCGUCAAUCCGAUCAAAUCGCCAACUAUGGCUGGAGGACUUUUUGCAAUGGAUCGUAAAUAUUUCUCUGAACUGGGAGAAUAUGAUUCCGGUAUGGAUAUAUGGGGUGGCGAGAAUUUAGAAAUAUCUUUCAGAAUAUGGAUGUGCGGUGGUAGUAUAGAGCUAAUACCGUGUUCACGAGUCGGCCACGUUUUCAGAAAAAGACGUCCAUAUGGAGCCAACCAGGACACCAUGCUAAAGAACUCCCUGCGAGUGGCUCACGUCUGGAUGGACGAGUACAAAAAUUAUUUCCUGAGAAAUGCCAAGAAAAUCGAUUACGAUGACAUAAGUGAGCGCCAGAAGUUACGCCGCGAUUUGCACUGCAAGGAUUUCGCGUGGUACUUGAAAAACGUGUAUCCGGAACUGGUCUUGCCGGAUGACAAUUCGGAGGAUUUGAAGAACAAGUGGAAAAAAGUCGAUCAGAAGGCGCCCCAGCCGUGGUACGCGCGCCAGCGAAAUUACACGAACGCGUAUCAAAUAAGACUGACCAACAGCAAACUUUGCAUUCAGAGCGUAAGGGAUGUCAAAGAUAAGGGCUCUGAGUUGGCCUUGGCAUCUUGUACAAGAAUCAAGAAACAGAUGUGGUAUGAGACGGAUAAGCAUGAAUUGGUUCUUGGGCAGUUGCUAUGCUUGGAGGGAAGUGAAAAAAGACCGAGGCUUGGAAAGUGUCAUGAAAUGGGUGGAACUCAGGAGUGGAAAUACAUUGGAUCUAGUAAUAUACCAAUUUAUAACUUGGCUACGGGUACUUGCUUGGGAGUUAUGAGUUCGAAAAAAAAUGCAACAGUAAUAAUGGAUCUGUGCAACAGAGAUGACAAGACUUUGAUAAGCUGGGAUCUUGUACGGUCAAAGUUACCACUGAAAAGUAAAAGAUGACAAAUGUAGAUAGAAAGAUUUUCAGAGAAUGAACAGUUUCACGCAUCUUUUUGAUUGUACUUUUUUAACUUUUACACGGAAAAAUGUUGUUUGUAUUUGUAUACUGAUUUUUGAUAUGAGGUUUAUUACGCAUAUGAGGGGAAAAUUUGAUUUCCAGAUCAAAGAGGUAUAAGCUAAGGAAGGAGUCAAGUGGUAUCUGUUUUUGCUUACAACGCAUAGUAACCUAGUGCCCAAACGAAUUUUAAUACUGAUUCUAAACAAUUUAACAUUUGUUGGAUUCUAUAUUAAUAAUUAUACCUUGAUUUACACGAAUUUUAACGUAAUUUGAGAUAAAAAAAAUUUUAAAAUUUCUGUCUGGAAAACUAGAAAUAGUUUUGCUUGAGAUGAGUUAUUCCGGUUAAUGCUUGAAUUCUAUUAAUGGGUACAUUCAUAAAAUAGUGAUGGUUACAGUACUUUUUUUGUUGUCUUCUGAUCUCAAAUUUUUUUAAUUUUUUUUAUUUUUUGGCUUAUAUUUUGCAGAAAAUACUUCGUCACAUAGUUCUUUCACUAAAUACAUUUCAUAACAAAUCAUAUGCAACGAUAUGCGUAUUAAAGCAGUUAUAAAUUGUAAAUUAAAAAAAAUACGUGCUUUCAAAGAGAGAAUCACAGCUGUAGAUGAGGCAAAGGAACAUUUAGCACAAUGCCAAUUUCGUUUUGUACACUGUAAUUUUUUAUUACCAUAUAAAUGUGAUAUUUCAAAGAAAUAUUAUUUAUUUUUUAAUGUUUAACUUAACUGUGGUAUUUUAGAACAUAAGAACAAAAAAGCUCUCUAUUUUGUUGUUUUGUAGA